Molecule: messenger RNA, 1179 nt
Organism: Oldenlandia corymbosa var. corymbosa
Lineage: Eukaryota; Viridiplantae; Streptophyta; Magnoliopsida; Gentianales; Rubiaceae
Source: the annotation of a GenBank genome assembly
AUGUCUGAUUGUGCUCCUUCAAGCUUUCCUCAGGACCUUCUCACUGAUAUACUAGUACAACUCCCUGUUAAAUCAAUAGGUCGAUUUAGGGGUGUUUCAAAGUCGUGGCGAACUUUGCUCUCCAGUCCUAAGUUCAUCAAGGACCAUCUCGCUUUUCACAACCUUUUUGACCCUGAAAAACUCAUCUUCAAAGAAGCAUUUUAUUGCCCUCUCGUCUUAACUUUUACUACUGAUGGAAGUAGUAAUGAUGGGAUUUCAAGAAAGGUCGUUUGUCCCAUCUUAGAUCAGACUAUGUGGGCUAAAAUAGAAGGUUCGUGUCACGGUUUGGUUUUACUAAUCAAUUCAGGAUGGAGUAUGAUUUUGAUGAAUCCCAUUACUUUACAGUGUGCGAAAAUACCAAAUUUUGGUUUGUCUUUCGACCCUAUUGUAGUUGCUAUGUAUGGUUUAGGGUAUGAUGAGAGUACUGAUGAUUACAAAAUCGUCUCGCUUUCGUACUAUGAUAAUGGUGAUGAGCACAAAACGGUCUCACAUUCUUACUAUGAUUUCGAUUAUGAGCAUGAUGAUGAAGAUUCUGAUGAAACAUUUGUGGACAUUUAUAGUGUAAAAAUGCAAACUUGGAAGAGAUUGGCGAAUUCUCCCUAUAAUCAUACCAUCCCUCAUGUUGCGCACGGAAUAUUUGUAAAUGGUUGUUUACAUUGGUUAGCUUGUGAUACUAAAACUCAAGGAUGUCCUUCAGUUAUAGCUGCUUUUAACUUGGCUCUAGAGAAAUUUGAGAAAGUUCCACCUCCUAGAGAUGUCGAGGAAAGUAAAUUUCUGUUUAACCAACUUACUGUUCUUGGGGGAUGUCUUGCAUUGAUUGUUGUUAAUACACAUGAAUCUGUUUUUGAUGUUUGGGUGAUGAAAGAGUAUGGUAUGCAAGAAUCUUGGAGUAAGUUUACUAUCAACUAUCCUGAAGACAGAAAUCCAUACUGGUUUAAGGUUGCCUGUCUUUUAAGGGAUGAUGAGAUUGUUUGGGUAAGGGAUUAUGAGAAAUUGGUAGUGUAUAGUCUGUCAACUGGAGGUUGGAGAGAUAUGGAAGUUGUCGAUGUGACCGGUGUGUUUGGAGAUGGAAUCAUGACUUUUAAAGAGAGUCUUUUGUCUCCAAACCAGAUUGGAGAACUGAUGCAAAAUCCUCAUUGA